Messenger RNA from Lotus japonicus, 2030 nucleotides. Its product is annotated as serine carboxypeptidase-like 11. The transcript is spliced from 14 exons. Lineage: Eukaryota; Viridiplantae; Streptophyta; Magnoliopsida; Fabales; Fabaceae. The record is from RefSeq and is a predicted model, not a curated record. Gene Ontology annotation, biological process: secondary metabolic process; proteolysis. Bases 339 to 1715 code for a protein of 458 amino acids. Gene Ontology annotation, molecular function: serine-type carboxypeptidase activity; acyltransferase activity, transferring groups other than amino-acyl groups.
AAGUAAUGUCCUUCACAUACUGGUAGAUGUUCUCUACCCAGAACAUAAAUUAAAAGGAUAAGUUUCACAUAUUUUUCCCUAGAGACAAAUGCGGAAGAAUGAUUGAAGAGAAGCGUGGAUAUGGAGACUGAACUGCAGAAGAACACUUGCUCAAAAUUUCAGGGCUUUUUUAUUGUUUUCAGAUUUCACAUGGUGUUUUCAGAUUUUUAAUGUAAACGACGUGUUUGGAUGAAUCAAAUAGAAUAUAAUAUACUACUGUAUUAGAGGUCAACUCAGCUCAAUCAAUCGUUAACAUACUCAUAUCAUAAACCCAGCAAAUCUUCAAACAUAAGAGAAACAUGUUUUCAAAGUGUCAGAUCCUGCUUGCCUUUGCACUAUGCUUGCAGUUUCACAUGUCAUCUCAGCUUCAAACCAAAGUAGAAAUGCUUCCUGGUUUUCAAGGGCCUCUUCCCUUUCAUCUAGAAACAGGGUAUGUGGGAUUGGGAGAAAGUGAUGAUGAUGACAUGCAAGUGUUCUACUACUUCAUUAAGUCAGAGAACAACCCUCAAAAAGACCCUCUUAUGCUUUGGCUAACUGGUGGUCCUGGUUGUUCUUCCUUUUCAGGCCUUGCCUUUCAGAUAGGUCCACUUAAAUUUGAAAGCAAGGAGUACGAUGGGAGCGUGCCUAAUUUGGUCUUGAGGUCACAGUCCUGGACAAAGGUAUGUAGCAUCAUUUUUGUUGAUUUGCCACUUGGAACUGGCUUCUCAUACGCAAAAAAUGUCACUACACAACGAAGCGACUGGAAAUUAGUUCACCAUGCCCAUCAAUUUCUCAGGAAGUGGCUGACUGAUCACCCGGAAUUUUUUUCAAAUGAAUUUUACAUGGGGGGCGAUUCAUACUCUGGCAUUCCUGCCCCUGCUAUUGUUCAAGAAAUUUCAAAUGGAAAUGAAAAAGGUCUCCAACCAUGGAUAAAUCUCCAGGGAUAUUUGCUUGGGAACCCUUUGACAACACAUAGAGAAAGAAAUUAUCAAAUCCCAUUUGCUCAUGGAAUGGGGCUUAUUUCUGAUGAACUCUAUGAGUCAAUGCAGAAAAACUGUAAAGGGGAUUAUGUAUUUAUAGAUUCCAAAAACGAAAUGUGUUUAAGAGAUGUCAAGUACUUUGAUGAGUGUCUUUCAGGAAUUAAUAUGUUUGAUAUUCUGGAUAGAAAAUGUGAAGAUGAUUCACGUCGGAGAUCUCUGACGCAGAGUUUGGACUUGGAGGCCUCUCUUAGUUCUCGUCUUACACGGCCAGAAUUAAGCUGCCAAACCUAUAGUUUUUUCCUCGCCACUAAAUGGGCUAAUGAUGAGAGUGUUCGCAAGGCGUUGCAUAUUCGAGAGGGAACUAUAGGGAAAUGGACCCGUUGUUACACUACUGAUUUUAAGAAUGAUAUCUCUGGUAGCUUUGAGUUUCAUGUAAAUCUCAGUGCUAAAGGUUACCGUUCCUUGAUAUACAGUGGGGAUCAUGAUGCAAAAGUUCCUUUCAUGUCUACUCAAGCGUGGAUAAGGGCUCUAAACUACUCCAUUGUGGACGAUUGGAGGUCGUGGCUUGUUAAUGGCCAAGUUGCAGGAUACACGAGGUCUUACUCGAAUCGAAUGACAUUUGCAACUGUGAAGGGUGCAGGACAUACUGCUCCUGAGUACAAGCCUGAUGAAGGUUUUUCCAUGUUCACUAGGUGGUUAUCUAAUAUGCCUUUGUAAUUGGUUUUCAGUUGAAAACCACAUUCGGUGCAUUGAAAUUUGAAAAUGCGUGUCAAGGUCUUGUAACACGCAAAACGUGAAAGGAACUUUGGACCUCCAUUGGGAUUAAGUUGGAUUCAACUUGAAACCAAACAAAUGGAAGAAACAUGGCAGUCAAUGUUUAAAAAUGCAGUAUACUGAGAGAGUAAUGUAGUUGCAAAUAAACAUCUCUGUUAUAGUGGAGUGUUUGUGGAUUAGCUCGGUUUGUAAGAGUAAAGCCAUCCUACUCAGACCUUAUAAUAUUCUUAUUUUAUCAUUGAAUUGGUUUGAUUUUAA